UUUUCUCAGAAUUGCAUGUGCCCGAAGCGUUAUCAAUAAAAACCGCUGCUCGUGUGUGCGUCUGUUCACUGUGGCUGGAAUAUUCCCAGAGUUGUUUUGUCUUUUUUACGCAGCUGACCCAUGAGAGGCGGUGGAGCUGAAGUUUCUGGACGGUGUUAGCUGAAGAUGCAGAGCUCAAAAGGUUUUCGUGUGGAUGAUUUCGUCGCGGGAUGGAUCGGCGGAGCUUCCAGUGUAGUCGUGGGCCAUCCUCUGGAUACAGUCAAGACGCGGCUGCAGGCGGGGAAAGGCUACAGAAGCCCUUUACACUGUGUCCUCAGCAUCUACAGGAAGGAGACGGUCGCGGGCUUCUUUAAGGGCAUGUCUUUCCCUCUGGCCAGCAUCACGCUCUACAACUCGGCUGUGUUUGGCUUCUUCAGCAACACUCAGAGACUCAUAAGCAAGUAUCGCUAUGGCGACGGGCGACAUCCCUGCGGCAUGUUGGACCUGACCGUGGCCAGCAUGCUGACCGGACUGAUGUCGGUGGGGCUGGGAGCCCCCGUGGAUCUGGUCAAGAUCAGACUGCAAAUGCAGACGCAGACGGUUCUAGCAGAGAACCUGCACCUUGCUGGAAACGUGUCGAGCGGCACCGACAUUCCUCUGCGCUCCGUUGACAUCCCCACCCAACGAGCCUACCGGGGCCCCCUCCACUGCAUCAGCAGCAUCUUGCACACCGAAGGCCUCCAGGGCCUGUACAGAGGAGCCGGGGCCAUGAUCCUGAGGGACGUCCCCGGAUACACGCUCUACUUCAUUCCUUACACCAUCUUCUGUAACCUGCUGAAGCCCGACCCAACGUCAACCCCUCAUCCUUGUUCCAUCUGGCUCGCAGGAGGAUUGGCAGGGUCCAUCUCCUGGGUCACUGCCACGCCAGCCGACGUGGUGAAGAGUCGAAUGCAGGCCGACGCUCAGCUGCAGAGGAAGUACAAGGGAAUUCUACACUGCAUCAUCGACAGCUACAAGACGGAGGGUGCACAGGUUUUCUUCCGUGGAAUGUCUGUGAAUGCCAUCCGAGGCUUCCCGAUGAGCGCCACCAUGUUUCUGACCUACGAACUCUCCCUGCAGUUCUUCAGGAGCCUUUAGGACAUUCUGGUGGCGACGGAAUCACACUCAGUUGUUUGGUAAAAUGUUUUAUCCCCGUGUCACCUGCUGACCUUCUCGUCAUACAAAGAUCGGUUGGUCAGUGAUGGUUUUGAAAAUUGCUUUAUGCUUUUGGGUGUUGUUUCGUUAAAUAAUGUGAAUUGGGGCUCCAAAGUCACCGUCGUGUUCCUGUUCCUUAUCAGGCUAUGGCAAGUUUAAUGUUAGACAGCAGGAAUAGUUGGGAUUUUAAACUAAACUGAGCCCAGAGACAUUUCUGCACAUCUGCCGUGGCACGUUUUACACGAGCACCUUAGCAUUUGCUGCUUUGCGGCAGUAAGUUUCAUGCUACUAGUUAGCAUAAUCUUAGAUUUGAGAAAGCAGAAUGUUGAACUGAACUUUUUUUAUUUCGUGUCAUGAGUAAAUAUUGUUCUGCAAGCACUUUUAGAUAACAGAAGCUGUGUCACACAGUUUGUGGUUAAUAAAAUGACACGAUGAUGUCAGAGUUUGCACAAAAAAAUUAACUGAUAAUCAUGUAAAUAAUUUCAGUCAGAGCAAAUGUAGCUAACUGCUAACCGGUAGGUCUAUAAGCAGAAAGCAGUAAAGUUUUGAUAGUUACCUGUUAGUUUUACUCGACUCUGUUUGUGUAGCACCGCAAAGCUAACAAGGGACAAAUGAGUGACUCUGGUGUCAACGUUCACAUUGUUUAACACGAGUCAAUUCUAUCUUUGAUGCAGAUUUACCAAAGAACUGUGUGUGUUCCUGAAAGGUUGUGUUGAGGGAUUAUAAGCUACCAUGUCAGUUUGGGAUUAGAGGAACCGUGCCUGGUCACAACAAAACGCACACAACUGCAGCUUUUUCAUGAAAGAGACUGUCAUUAUCGAGACCUGUAAAGAAGGAGGCACUUAAUAGCACUGUGUGAUUUCACAAUAUCACACAGCAGGCAUUUAUUUGGUGCACUAGAAGGCAAAAGAAGUCUAGUAAUCUAAGCAAAAUAUGGUUGAAAAGUGAGUCUGACAAUAUUUCACACUGAAAUCUGAUGAUUUAAGUGAUUUGUCACUAAUAUAUGAUGAUUUUUGUUAAUUUUGGAUCAGUGUCUGUACUUUAAAGCAUUAAUUAAUUAGAGGGGAGCUGCACUGUUACCUCAGCAAGAUGAGGAAAUGUGACAUUUACAACAUAAACAAGUCUUAAAUUUACCAUUGUUGCUUUAGACCUAUUUUUCUUUUCAGUUUAUUUACAAGCUUUUUUCUAUUUGUACAUAAUCCAACUGAUCAGACUUAAAAGAUUCAACGUAUUUAAUUAACGCAUCAACAGAAAUGGACUAUUUUUAUGGUGUUACCUGAGUUACCUGCUCUAAUCUAAAGUACUGUGUCGACCCAUCCAUUCACAGUAUUUAAUGUUGCCUUCCACUGCACAUGGACUGUACUUCCCUCCCGUGUUGUCGUCCACUUUUACGUAUCUUUGUGUGUUUCUUAUAUUAAGAAAAGUGAGUUUUACAAGUUAAUUUUAACUUCACGUUAACAAACUUUUCCCGCAGUGUAUUUACAUUAUUGCCUUUUUUCACACGUGCAGCAUAAAUGCAACAUCAUAACCGUUACUUACAGUAUUUACAGCAGAGGUGGGUGACCUGGAAUGAGACUUUUCUUUAAAAAUUAUAUCAAAACUUUACCGUUCCACGUAUUUUCUUUUUUUAAGAUACUAAACUGACACUCACUUUGCAAAAAAGAUAUUUCCUGCCUGAUACUUUUAUUUUAAAUAGCUUUAUUCUCAUGUAAAUAUGUGUAAAUAGAUGGUGGGCAGCCAGAAGUGUCUUAAUGUACAUAAAUAAAGCUUUUAAACACA
Acanthochromis polyacanthus (spiny chromis) is the source of this 2952-nucleotide messenger RNA. It is a transcript of the gene slc25a48, whose product is annotated as solute carrier family 25 member 48. The transcript has 7 exons. Gene Ontology annotation, cellular component: mitochondrion. The record is from RefSeq and is a predicted model, not a curated record. The coding region runs from base 166 to 1116 and encodes 316 amino acids. Gene Ontology annotation, molecular function: transmembrane transporter activity. NCBI's taxonomy places the organism in Eukaryota, Metazoa, Chordata, Actinopteri, Pomacentridae. Gene Ontology annotation, biological process: transmembrane transport.